CUGGGGUACAGCUUUAGGCUCGGGGAUCGAGAAUGCGUCAUCGAUAUCCCUGCCAGUGUCUCUGAGGAAAUGGCCAAUUAUGAUAUUCGGUCAUGGAGCUGCUCGCGCCUGAUGUAUUCCGCCGUUUGUGGCGAGAUGUCCUCGUGUGGAUACGUCGCAAUUGCAAAUUGAACAUCAAGACGACACCAGCCCCAGCUCACGCAUUACUGCCGAGGGCAGACUCCAAAGAGACUUUGCGAACGGCCUUUUGUGGCGAGAUAGCCUCGCGUGGCUACAGUCCAAAGAGACUUUUACGAACGACCGUUCCAGUAUCGUCGCUUGUCGAAGCUUCACAGCCAAAAAAUGAUACCACUAUUCGUCAUGUUCAGCUUGAAGUCCGCAAAGCAAAAUUAGAGCAGGUUACCUGGGCCGUCUAUCGCAUCUCUCAAGGCGAACAAGUACCGCAGGUCCGCUUAUCCAGAGGCGGCUGGAAUCGGAGGCCUUGGACCAGCAUAGAUCCCUCAAGCCCAAUUAUGGCUGAGCCCUUCUUCAAUCUGCUCGCAGUCUUUUUUUAACCCAGGGCAAUUAGCUGCCGCCGCUUCGAACUUCUCCCGUGUGAUUGUCUUUGACCCACCAACGUGAUUGAGUAUAACAAAUUAUCGACAAUCAGCUGAUCGCAUUGCAAGAAUUGUUCCGUGGAAAGGACAGAUAUCUACACCCCUGCUGACCAUCGAUUCUCACUUGGAGCUGAGUUUACUAUACUGGAGGAGGUGGCCGCAAGGGCUUCUUAUUGUCACACAUUCCUUUUGCGUGGUGCGACGCAGCCAGCAUUCAGUUCAUCCCGGAUUCAAUCGGCUUGUAGGGCUUGCAGC
Suillus clintonianus is the source of this 851-nucleotide messenger RNA. RefSeq lists its product as uncharacterized. The transcript is spliced from 4 exons. NCBI's taxonomy places the organism in Eukaryota, Fungi, Basidiomycota, Agaricomycetes, Boletales, Suillaceae. Bases 93 to 554 code for a protein of 153 amino acids. The record is from RefSeq and is a predicted model, not a curated record.